This is a messenger RNA of Stylophora pistillata, 1625 nucleotides long. RefSeq lists its product as uncharacterized. The record is from RefSeq and is a predicted model, not a curated record. NCBI's taxonomy places the organism in Eukaryota, Metazoa, Cnidaria, Anthozoa, Scleractinia, Pocilloporidae.
UUUACAAAUAAACCUUCUUCAAAGAUCAUUUUAGUGCAAGGAACUCCAGUAAACUUGUGCUGUGAGGCUUCUGGUUCACCACCUCCCAAAAUUGAAUGGUACCGGGCUCAGAAGAACUCUGUUCCCAUCCCAGCUUACCAUGACCAACAAGACGGAUGUCUCUUAGUUAACACAGCCAAAGAUGACAGUGAAGUGGAUUACAUCUGCCGGGCCACGAACAGCUUGGGAUUGUCUGAGACAAUUACCAAAGUUAUCGCGACGAGAUCGAUCGGUAUUUCAUGCGACCUCAUUCACCGACUCGGGCAACCUGGUAAAUCUGAUGGGAUCUACUAUAUUCGUAGUGAAAAGACUACCUUUCGUGUCUACUGUGACAUGACAACAGACGGUACAGGUUGGACUCUUAUUGCCCGAUUCUUAAAUUAUGAUAUCAAGAACUGGAUGGCUGAUACCGGAUAUUGGUGGUACGACAAGAAAGUUGCCACGGGAAAGACAAAUAGUCCCUUCACAAACGCUGACAUGAUCUCACCAGCAUUUUGGUUGAUCAGAGGAAACGAAUUUAAGAUCACGCGCAGUGACGACUCCAGCCACACCCCUCUGUUACAGACCACAGGUGACUGUUUGGGUGGACAAACAUUCCGAUCGAAAAUCACAAGUUAUGGCGACUUUAGAAAUGGCAAAGUCUGGGCCAGUGAUCGGUGUCUGAGAAGUUGUACGGUUCAGUAUGGUGGACAAUACAAGUCAACAGACGGGUUUCAACAGGCUGAAUGCAAUGGAAACAUCCAAAGCGCCAACAAGAUUGGCUUCUGGUGUGACUGGAGUGGUGGUGAUGGAUCAGUGAUGAUGAUUGGCGGAGGAGGAAAAGAAUGUGAUCGUGCAGAUCAUGGGAUUGGAAUAACAGAAGCUGAAGAGGCCUCUUUUGAUGACAAAAAACAAAGUGAAAAAGACUUUGGUUAUGGUAAUGGUGGUGGUAGUCGCAUUUCAACCCGUAAAUCCCAGUCCUACUCGUUGAAACUAUGGUUUCGUUAAACAUAAUUAGAGCAUUACUUUUCAAACUUGGUUUAGACCAGGAGAACUUUAUAGAGGAUGCUAUUCAUUUAAUGUCACAUUGUGAUCCAAGUUAGAUGAACAUUUUAAAAUGGUCAGUAAAAGCGCAUCUUUUUCCUCUUACAGCAAAGAUAGAAGAACUUGACCAUCUCCGCAGCAACAAUACAAAGAUCCUUAAACAGCUUUAGAUUCUCACUGGCAACAAAUUAAUUGCCACUAGGAUUUUUCUGCGAAAAUCAAAUUAAGUAGAAUGGAUUUAAGUCAGACUCGUAACUCAUCGAUCUUUUUAGGAAAUGUGAAGUAUUCAUUAAUUUUUUUUAGUAACGUCAGAUAUAAACUAUGCAAGAUGUGUUUAAUGUUUUAACCGGAUAGUUCAUCAAGAAAUUUUUCUGAAGCUACGUCGAGCACUCCAUAUUUUAUUAAAUUGGCAUGAAUAAAUGAGAUAAAACGAUAAAUAAAUGGAUGAAUAAAAAGCUUUAAAACAAGGAAAAAGCCUGAGUGUAGUAUCCAUUGAACAGUUUAAAAAGAUUAUGUAAAAUCUAAUCAAAAACGUGCCCACGAGAAAACCGGACAAGAGGUAA